This is a messenger RNA of Gryllus bimaculatus (two-spotted cricket), 765 nucleotides long. The record is from the annotation of a GenBank genome assembly. NCBI's taxonomy places the organism in Eukaryota, Metazoa, Arthropoda, Insecta, Orthoptera, Gryllidae.
AUGGAGCAGGAAGCGCUCUCUUUCGCGCGGGUCGGGGCGUGGGCGGGGCGCGGGCGAGGCUCGCCCGGGGGCGAUCGGGGCGGGCGGGCGCUCGCGUUACGAGCGGACGCGCGUCGCCAUUUGGCCGCCGCCGCCGCCUCCGGGAGGCGCGGCUGCCAAAUUGCGCUCGCAAUUGCGUAUCGCUCGGCGGGCGCGACGGCGGCGGGCCGAGGGCGGGGCCGGCGGAGGUGUUGGACGUGGCGACGGCGGUGGGCGGCGGCCCGCGUUACUGGGGACGACGCUAAUUCCCUAACUACAUACUGCUGCAAGCAGACACUUGCCAUGCGGCAGACUAUAAUGAAAGAACAAUGUUCUAACCUGCGCUUCCAGCCCAGUUUCGGAAAGUACAAAUUUGAGAAUACAAAGGACUCAAAUUUAUACAAUUUCCAUAGUGGUUUCAAUUCAUCCCAAUGGUGUAAAGCCUUGGAGACUUUACCGAUACACAAGGUAACUGUCUUUGUCGUCAACUCUUCCGCGUCGUGGAGACACCAUAACCUCUCCAGUAUAUUAAAUAUUAAUUCGAGUACAUUUUCUGCAAAAACGAAGAAAAAAGAAGUCAUUAAAACUGGAAAGAAAAAAACAUUCAUCGAUUUAAAUAUUUCUAAAGCUCAUACAGAUAUAUCAUUUACAUUUAAGAAAAAAGUUUUUGUAGAGAAUGUUCUGUGUGUAUUAAUAUUUGUGAAAAAUGUGACGUUAUAUUUGCUCCUGCAAAUAUGUAUUAAAUGA